AAUUUUAUAUCGGCGGCCAUAUUGAGCAAACGAUGUUCGUAGGCUUGGUUGGACAUCGAUAAGGUUAAGUUAAGGAUUUGAAGUUGGCGACUAUCGUAUUUUUUUAGCCUAACUAUUAUAGUUUAACAUACAGUUAAAUAACUUUAUAUAACUAACUCCUGAACAGUAAAUCAACCAAAAGAAACACAAAAAUGUCGGCACAUGACCAGAUGAGGCAAAUGCUAGAUCAAUUGAUGGGAACAGGAAGAGAUGGAGAAAACAACAAGUAUAAGGUUCAUUUCACUGACCCUCGUGUCUGCCGGUGUUUUUUGCUAAGCUGUUGUCCUCAUGACAUCUUAGCUUCCACUAGAAUGGAUAUAGGAGAAUGCAGAAAAAUUCAUGAUCUUGCCCUCCGAGCUGACUUCGUGGCUGCUUCAAAGAGAAAAGAAUACUAUUAUGAUGUUGAUGCAAUGGAACAGCUCCAGACUUUUGUGAAUGAAUGUGAUCGACGGACGGAACAGGCUAAACGCCGUCUUGCAGAAACUCAAGAACAAUUGAGUGCAGAAGUGACAGCGAAGUUAAACAGAGUACAUGAUUUAGCUGAACAGAUUGGGAAAAAGCUAGCAGAAGCAGAGAAACUAGGAGCACAAGGAAACGUGGAGGAGUCAUUCAAGUUACUAGAAGAGGUUGAAGAAAUACGUAAAAAGAAAGCCCAAGCUGAGCAAGACUAUACCAAUUCCAUGCCAGCAUCGAGCUACCAGCAGCAGAAGCUACGCGUGUGUGAGGUUUGUUCAGCUUACUUGGGGCUACACGAUAACGACAGACGGUUAGCAGACCACUUCGGCGGAAAGUUACAUUUGGGAUUUAUAACCAUCAGGGAGAAAUUGGAUGAACUGAAGGUGAGAUGAAAUCUUUACAAUGUA
Limulus polyphemus (Atlantic horseshoe crab) is the source of this 902-nucleotide messenger RNA. RefSeq names its product putative RNA-binding protein Luc7-like 1. Lineage: Eukaryota; Metazoa; Arthropoda; Merostomata; Xiphosura; Limulidae. Gene Ontology annotation, biological process: mRNA splice site recognition. Gene Ontology annotation, cellular component: U2-type prespliceosome; U1 snRNP. Bases 192 to 887 code for a protein of 231 amino acids. Gene Ontology annotation, molecular function: mRNA binding. The record is from RefSeq and is a predicted model, not a curated record. The transcript has 6 exons.